AUGAGCCAUUCCGGCCAGAGUCUGGAGCCAAAAGAAUGUCUAAAUUCUCAGAGGGUUCAUGAUGCCGUCAAGCUGCUUUCUAGUGGCGGCGUAACGAAAUAUUUCGUCGCCGCUGUUGCUGAUGACGGAAUUUACGUUACCUUCUACGGUCCCUCGUCAGCGACCAAGGCCAACAGCGUACCGGCCUUCUUCGAUAUGAACAAGUUUCUGCAAACAAUCUCCUCGACUGAGCACCGGACUUCACCUUCACGUCCAGACUCGUCCGCACAUGAUGUAUAUACCGGUUUUUCCGCCGUCCCAGCCCAGAGAGGCUCUGGUCACCUACAAUACGGCGGAGAAGACCGAAGCUGGAGUCGAGGGGAGCACAGUAGGUCCAAGGUAGAUAGUUCGAUGACGACGCAAUGGCAACUACCGGGAAGCAUUAAGACUAGCGACUCAUUGGCUGUCCGGAGAAUCCUGGAGCGUCAGUUAGGCAAAUGCCAGCAGAUGAUGUGUAGGCUGUUAGCUAAAGUCUGGAUUAAGGCCAUUGAACCCAAUAAACAGACCAAGUACCCGUAUAGCGGCAUGAAGGAAAGGACGCCUGGCUGGUGGCCUAAGCCGUGGGGUCCUCGACAAGAUGACCGGGUCCGGCACAAGGAGCCUGAUCACUUGCAAAAGCGAGAGCGUGUAUAUCUUCUCGUUUACAUUAUCGACCUAGUUACGGAGCCAGUAGCGAAGCAGCACUACGAUAUUAGGCAGCAAGACCUAAAUAUCGACAAGUUGGAGCAGAUAACGAGGGUGCAUCUCGCCUCUUUCUUUACCAGGGACAAAAAGAACUCGGAAAAAGCACUACACCUUAACGAGCUCUUCAGGAUAGCACGUCAGGUCGAGAUGUUCAAGAACGGCAAAACCACUAGAGAUCGAAAAUUCAUUACCAACACUGAGGACACGUUUUACUGCAAUAAUGCCGCCGAUGUCGCUCAAUAUACGGAUUCUUCUGUAACAGGCGAAGUAGAUAAUAUGAUAAAAGAGGCUUGCCCCCAUGAAUACGAACCUUGUAUGAAUUGGACCUCUACCGUUAUUUCACCCUCUUUCCGGCCAAACACCAAACAUAAAACUCACGCAACAGGAAUGGGACUUGCGUUUACUGCCGAACAGAGUGCCGGUACUUUUCUGGAUACGUCGCCUACACCCGCGGGAAAUGAUGGCAAGACCUCGACGGCUGCCUCAGCUACCUCCCUCGAGUAUAGCGAAACUAGUAACGCCUAUGUUAACCUCAAUGGGGAAAUGCUGAUUUUAGAAGGCGAGAAUUAUAUACCCGAGUGGCUUUCAACCCCAGCGGAAACAGGGGGCGCGAUUCACGUAUCGCAUAAUACAAGUUUGGCCCGUGGCUGA
Messenger RNA from Drechmeria coniospora, 1374 nucleotides. RefSeq lists its product as uncharacterized. The transcript has 4 exons. Gene Ontology annotation, cellular component: nucleus. The coding region runs from base 1 to 1374 and encodes 457 amino acids. Gene Ontology annotation, molecular function: DNA-binding transcription factor activity. NCBI's taxonomy places the organism in Eukaryota, Fungi, Ascomycota, Sordariomycetes, Hypocreales, Ophiocordycipitaceae. The record is from RefSeq and is a predicted model, not a curated record.